Monopterus albus (swamp eel) is the source of this 2498-nucleotide messenger RNA. It is a transcript of the gene hey2, whose product is annotated as hes-related family bHLH transcription factor with YRPW motif 2. Bases 630 to 1649 code for a protein of 339 amino acids. The transcript is spliced from 5 exons. Gene Ontology annotation, molecular function: DNA binding; protein dimerization activity. Gene Ontology annotation, biological process: regulation of DNA-templated transcription. Lineage: Eukaryota; Metazoa; Chordata; Actinopteri; Synbranchiformes; Synbranchidae. The record is from RefSeq and is a predicted model, not a curated record.
GUGUGUGUUGCUCCCAGGCUCUGUGGGAAGGCUCCAGCAGCAGAGGAGGAGGAGGAGGAGGACACUCCAGUCUCCAUUCCAGUCUGCAGCCGCCACACAGGCCACCUGCCUCGGGCUAUUUACCGGACACACACAGCGCUGGAAAACAAACUCCCAGAGCCAUAAUUUUACUCUGAACAUUUUCUUUAGACUUUUGCCGACUUCAGAAACUAAAAACAAAGACAGGGGAAGAUUUGCAUGGCCAGCAGCCGCUUCCUUUGCCACUGAGGGAAAACUUUUUUAUAAGUCCUUUUUGACUCAUUUUUGGGGAGGGAUCAUUUGGAUUCUGCAGGAGGAGAAACCAGUGGCUCUCAGUUUUGCUCUCUGGACAGGAAACUGCAUCAGGUUCUGGAUUAAACAAACCUAAACACCACAUUACAGUUCAUGUUUUAUUUCUGUGAGACCACAGAAUUAAUCAGUAACGGCUUUAUAGGACUUUUAAGGUAGCUUCACAUACAUCCUUGGACUUUGUUCAGAGGGGAAGAGCAGUAGACGUCGUCUCCGCCUCUUCUUUUAUCCUGACGUGAACCAACCUCCACGUCUCCUCCUGGGGACACACAGCCUGGUCCCCUGUCCAUCGUCCACGCAGCAUGAAGCGGCCGUGUGAGGACAGCAGCUCGGCAGAGAGCGAUGUGGAGGAGCCCAUCGAUGUGGGCAGUGAGAACAUGUAUCCGAGGCACAUGAAGGCGUCCUUCAUCAGAUGCGGAUCACCGACCACAACCACUCAAGUGAUGGCGAGGAAAAAACGCAGAGGGAUUAUUGAGAAGAGACGAAGAGACCGAAUCAACAACAGCCUGUCGGAGCUGCGGAGACUCGUCCCCACAGCGUUUGACAAGCAGGGCUCGGCUAAACUGGAGAAGGCCGAAAUCCUCCAAAUGACUGUGGACCACCUGAAGAUGCUGCAGGCCACAGGAGGGAAAGGUUACUUUAACGCCCAUGUCUUGGCCCUGGACUUCCUGUCUCUGGGUUUCAGGGAGUGUGUGACGGAGGUUUCCCGCUACCUGAGCGCCAUAGAGGGUCUGGACUCCAGCGACCCACUGCGCUCUCGCCUCCUCUCCCACCUCACUUCCUGUGCCUCCCAGCGUGAUGCCGCCGCCCUCACAGCCGCCUCCCACUCACCACAUCACCACCAGCAGCCUCACCCUUUGGCUCACCCCUUCCACCCCCACCGCUGGGCUGCUGCUGUCGCCACCGCGGCUGCAUUUCAGCCUAUACCAGCUACCGCUGCUGUGCCAUAUGGACUGAGCGGGCUUCCUGUUUCUCCAGAUGCUGGAGGAGGCGGAGCCCCCCAGAGGUUGGCCGAGCUGUCCCAGCGCCAUGUGGCAUCCUCCUACACAGACUCCACCUCCUCCUCCCCUCCUUCCUCAUCCUCCUCUUCCUCUUCUCUUAUGCUCCCCUGCACCCCCGCCCCUCUCUCCACCUCCCUCUUCUCUCUCUCGGCCUCAUUUCCCAUCGCCCUCCAAGGAGGCUUCCCCAUCCUCACUCCUUCCUCCUUCACCUCUACUGUCACCACCAGUCCACCCAUCUCCUCCUCUUCUUCCUCCCAGACUCCUCAUAGCAACAGCAGUAAACCCUACAGACCGUGGGGGACCGAGGUCGGAGCUUUCUGACUGACCUCUGACCCGCUGACGGCCUGAAAACACAAUCACCAGUGAACAAACUGCUUACAGACUGAGUUUUACUGACUGGUUUUAACACCUGACCCAACCCUCGUGUUCGAUUAACUCGUUAACCCUUCAGAUGCUUUUGACUGUGCUCACCUGCAGAGUGCCUGGUUAUUCUGAAACCUCUGUCCAAGCUACAGAGUUGGACAGUUUGUUGUUGUCUUUCUUCUUUUUACUCAAAUUUACUGAACUGUUUAACAUCAACAGUUGUUUUGUUUACUCCGCUUGGUCAAAGACGUCACUUUUUAAAGUUACUCUGUCCUGCUGCCACAAAUACUUACUAGAGGUCAAAUGUGGAUUCAUCUGCCACUGAAAAUAGUCCCCAGAGGAUGCACUGUUCCCUCCUGUGUGAUAAAAUCUACAGUGAGCAGCUGGUUUAAGAAACGACUGAUCCUUUAAAGUGUAUGUAUAUUUGUGAGCUAAGCUUUCAGAGAGAAUGUUGAGUUUGAAUUUGCCAUAGGAUUAUAGAAAAAUGCAGACCAGAUUUCAGACUACCUUAAACACUGACACAAACCAACCUCUGAGAAAACCAGUACACCAGUGUUUAACCUGUCUGACAAAAUUGAUACUUUUACUUAAAAAAGCACCAGUUAAGUGAGAAUAAAACCAUUCCCUGUCCAAACUGUUUGCCGCUGCACAUCCACCAGAACCAGCAGAAAGUUAAAUGGUCAAACUGGUACAAACCAGGAUGAAGAUUAACACAGUAACUGAUGGUGAUUGUACAUGUCACUGAAUUUACUACCUAAACCCAACGGUUCCCUGUGUGCCUUUGUACGAAUAAAGAUGCUGCUGUAA